This is a messenger RNA of Myotis myotis, 888 nucleotides long. RefSeq names its product hematopoietic cell signal transducer-like. The transcript has 4 exons. Bases 434 to 688 code for a protein of 84 amino acids. The record is from RefSeq and is a predicted model, not a curated record. Gene Ontology annotation, molecular function: phosphatidylinositol 3-kinase binding; signaling receptor binding. Gene Ontology annotation, cellular component: membrane. Lineage: Eukaryota; Metazoa; Chordata; Mammalia; Chiroptera; Vespertilionidae. Gene Ontology annotation, biological process: regulation of immune response; positive regulation of phosphatidylinositol 3-kinase/protein kinase B signal transduction.
CUUUCUUUUCUGAUCAGUCUGUUAGCAAACAUUGAGCAUGAGCUCUCACUAUGAUCAUUAUUGACUGUUACUAUAGCUCACUCACUGGUCCAGUUGGGCACCUUGGUACAGCUCAGCAAAAGGACUUGCAUUCCUGGGAAACAGCAUGGAGUGAGGAAGAGGGCUUCGGUGUUGGACAGACUUCACUUUGAACCCAGCUUUCUUCGCAGAAAAUUUGAGUCAAGAGGAUCUUGGCUGUGUCCACUGGCAAAUUGAGCACCUGAUUGUGUCACUUAACACGCCACUCGGAGGCCGGGAAGAAGUCCUAGAUGGACGAUCACAUGAGGAGAGAGGUGGAGCCAUUGAAGCCAACUCAGCUGAGACCUCAGACACGUGAGAGAGGACGUGUGAGAAUGGCUAUUCUCCACCCAACCCGCCAACUGAAAGCAGCCACAUGAGUGAGCUCAGCCCCCAGCCCGCCAUGAUCCCUCCAGGCAACAUCCUGCUUCUACUUUUGCUCCCAGUGGCUGCUGCUCAGAUAACUCCACAUUCCUGUUCAGGAUGUGGGCCACUCCCGGCAGGCCCUGUAGCUGCUGAUGCUGUGGUGUCUCUGCUAAUCCUGGUGGUGGUGUUUAUGUGUGCCAGCCCAUGUGACACGCCCAUCCAAGAAGAUGGCAAAGUCUACAUCAACACUCCUGGCAAGGGCUGACUCCUGUAACUGGGACCUCUGACUUCUGACCCUCUCAUCCUGGAUUGUGUGCGGUGGCACAGGAAACCUACUCAAUAAAGCAACUGAAAUACCUCUAAAAAAAAAAAAAAAGAAUAAUGGGAGUUAAUUUUCUCACUGUUGGAAAAGGGAGUUAUAAAUAUGGAAACAAGAAAACUAAUAUCCAAGGACAUUUCCCUGGA